Messenger RNA from Fundulus heteroclitus (mummichog), 2114 nucleotides. It is a transcript of the gene vamp7, whose product is annotated as synaptobrevin-like 1. Gene Ontology annotation, molecular function: SNARE binding; SNAP receptor activity. The transcript is spliced from 8 exons. Lineage: Eukaryota; Metazoa; Chordata; Actinopteri; Cyprinodontiformes; Fundulidae. The coding region runs from base 206 to 868 and encodes 220 amino acids. The record is from RefSeq and is a predicted model, not a curated record. Gene Ontology annotation, biological process: vesicle fusion; exocytosis. Gene Ontology annotation, cellular component: membrane; SNARE complex.
ACGACAUUACCCAGGAGUCACAGCGAAGCAUUUCCGGUGUUGCUAAACCGUAAGCACAAGUCACUCGAAAGGGAUUAGCUAGCGUGCUAGCAACAGAAACACUUUCAGAUGUAGAAAUCGGAACCAAACGAGGAACUUUAAGCGUCACUGACACAUAGAGGCGGCGGAUAAAAGAGCUGAGAGGAAGAACAAAACAGCUGCUGCCAUGGCAAUCCUUUUUGCUGUGGUGGCUCGUGGAACCACCAUCCUGGCGAAGCAUGCCUGGUGCGGCGGCAACUUCCUGGAAGUCACCGAGCAGAUUCUGGCCAAAAUCCCUUCGGAGAACAACAAGCUGACCUACAGCCACGGCAGCUAUCUCUUUCAUUACAUCUGCCACGACAGAAUCAUCUACCUGUGCAUCACAGAUGAUGACUUUGAAAGAUCACGUGCAUUCGGCUUCCUCGGUGAAGUCAAGAAGCGCUUCCAGACUACAUACGGAUCCCGGGCGCAAACGGCUCUACCUUAUGCCAUGAACAGUGAAUUCUCCUCUACACUCGCAGCCCAGAUGAAACACCACUCAGACCCACGAGGGUCAGAUCGUGUGACUGAGACACAGAUGCAAGUCGAUGACCUAAAGGGUAUUAUGGUCCGCGACAUUGACUUGGUGGCUCAGAGAGGAGAGAAGCUGGAGUUGCUGAUCGACAAGACAGAAAAUCUGGUUGAUUCAUCGGUCACAUUUAAAACCACGAGUCGCAACCUUGCGCGGGCCAUGUGUAUGAAGAACCUCAAACUGACGGUCGUCGUCGUGCUGGCGUCUCUGGUGGUCCUUUACAUCAUCGUGUCUGCUUCCUGUGGAGGCCUCAGCUGGCCGUCGUGUGUCAAGAAAUAAGACGGGAUAGAAGAGGGAGACCGAGGAAGAGGGGAGGAGAAAGACCUGUUUAACUUCAAAAGCCAACGGACCAACGGAGAUGCAGCGCUCCUUUUCAACGCUCCCCUUCCUUUAACAUCGCCGGAAGACGCAUGCUUCGUCUCCUCCUCCUCCUCCUCUCAACGUUCGCGCCCUCACCUUAACAGUCUGCACAUUUAUUUGCCUUCAGGACCAGGAGUCCCAACUUUAUGCCCACAUUUAUAAGCAGCCGCCACGUGGCCUAAAUCCGAUGUGGGAGACUAAAAUCUUGUCCUAUUGUCCGUCUGGUACAUCCAUCCCAUCUCAUGCACUUGUCGGCCCGACGUAUCAGGUUGUGAUCCUGUCUCGCACCCGUCUGUGUAAAUACUCCCUUCAGACUGAUGAACCACAAAGAUAGCAAAGCGUAACCCGUUGUCGUCUCCGCUUUUGUUUUUGAUGCCAGAAACACCCGCAAGCAUCAGUAGCACCCGUCUUUUGCUUCAGACCCGUCAGAUAGGACUUCCGCUGUCCAACAGUUUGAGCUUCUGUUUAACAUGUAAAGUAAUUAAAGUGGACUGAACCGAUGCAGUAUGCGGAUUUUCUACAUUUGUUGAAUCACAUAGUGUAGUAGCAACUUCUAAAAUGUAUCUUGUAAAAUAGCAGACUUGGAUCAAAAGAAUAGAUAUUGCACAUCAGAUUAGUAUAACUGAUAGUCAAUGGCUGUUUUAAAGCAUUUGUGAUUAAUCAAAAGAUUUUACCUCCUGGCCGGGAACCCGAUUCAAAGCGUCCCUUGUACCUUCUCCUUCCAAUGGGAUGUUCAAUGUGCCCACCAUUUGUUGGCUAACACACUGCACUUUUGAUAAUGUACAUAGAUCUUUGUUUCCUGGCAUCGUAUGGCUUGUGGUCAUUGUUAUCUGAUUACUGUAAAUCCAGAUUUAAAUGAAUGAAAAAAUCUGAUUGCUUCGAGUGGAGGAUCGCAGCACAACGAACCCAAACUGGAUGUAUUGGCUCCAUUCUUUAAAGUUCUGCAUAGACGAGUGAGAACGGCACUUUGGUUUGUGCGGUGGUAAUCGUUUCAAUGGCCAAAAGAUUCAGAGAGAAGAUUAUUUACAAAACUACACACUGCAAGUGAUAUAUUGUCAUUUUAAUAAAAUGGUGCGACCUCGAAGAGAAACCUGAAAUGUAUUUAUUCACAAAUAACCUAAAAUUCCUUCAAAACAUGAAUAAACAUGUAAAUGUGAUGAAUCAA